Messenger RNA from Aricia agestis (brown argus), 2061 nucleotides. RefSeq names its product neuronal acetylcholine receptor subunit alpha-10-like (gene nAChRa5). Lineage: Eukaryota; Metazoa; Arthropoda; Insecta; Lepidoptera; Lycaenidae. Gene Ontology annotation, biological process: nervous system process; signal transduction; regulation of membrane potential. Gene Ontology annotation, cellular component: neuron projection; synapse; postsynaptic membrane. The record is from RefSeq and is a predicted model, not a curated record. The coding region runs from base 227 to 1849 and encodes 540 amino acids. The transcript is spliced from 11 exons. Gene Ontology annotation, molecular function: acetylcholine-gated monoatomic cation-selective channel activity; transmembrane signaling receptor activity.
GUAGCCGCGCGUCUGGGCGCUACGCGGGCCCCUCGAUAACUCGUACGCACCGUUAAUCAUAUUUUACGCGCCAUAAACAAUUUAUUACAGAUUUUUUUCAUAAAAUCCUUUUGUUCGUGUGGCUAUUUAUAGUUGCUGUAAAAAUGGAAUCGGUCCACGGACACAAAAAGCUGCUUUAGUAUUUUUUUUGGUCGAUUAAUUUAACUGUGAAGUAUCGGAAACCACCAUGUCCAGUUAUGGCAUAUGCUUUUGGAUGACAGUGUCGAUUUUUUAUACAGGUGUAUGGUCAUGUGACGUGGAGUACCAGCUGAUCCAGCACCUGAUGGGCAAGUACGACUCGUCGGUGCGACCCGUGGAGAACUCCUCUCACCCCCUGCUCGUCACAUUCGGGGUCUCCCUACAUCACAUCAUAGAUGUUGAAGAGAAGGAUCAGCUGCUGACGACAAACUGCUGGAUCACACAGAUCUGGACCGACCACCAUUUGCGAUGGAACACCAGCGAGUUCGACGGCAUCAGCGUUAUCAGAAUACCAUACGAGAGGGUCUGGAGACCCGAUAUCAUACUGUAUAAUAACGCAGAUCCCAACUACCGUUCGGCCGUGAUCAACACCAACGUGAUAGUGAAGAGCACGGGCGAGGUGACGUGGCUGAGUCACGGGAUCUACGUGUCCGUCUGCGACAUCAACGUCGAGCAGUUCCCCUUCGACGUCCAGCUGUGCACCAUGAAGUGGGCUUCGUGGACCUACGAUGGAUUCCAGCUAGACCUGAAGAAGCAGUUCGACGAGGGCGACACGACGAACUAUCAGACGAACGGCGAGUUCGACCUCGUCAGCUUCGAGGCGAUCCGCCACAACCAGUAUUACUCGUGCUGCGUGGAGCCCUACCCGGACAUUACGUACGUCAUCAAGCUGCGCCGCCGGCCCAUGUUCUACGUCUUCAACCUCAUACUACCCUGCCUACUCAUUAACGGGAUCGCUCUCCUCGUAUUUUACGUGCCAUCGGAGUCUGGUGAGAAAGUAACACUGGGGAUCAGCGCGCUCCUCUCCAUGACAGUAUUUCUCAUGACAAUACGAGACACGCUGCCGCCGACUGAAAAGACGCCGUUGAUAAGUCUCUAUUACGGUGUGAGCACGUGCCUGGUGUCUUUCUCCGCUUCGCUGUCCGUGGUCACAUUGAACAUAUCAUACAGAGGAGUGAGAGGGCAGCCGGUGCCGGCGUUCCUCCGGGAGCUCGUGCUGCAGCGCCUCGCCAAACUACUUUUCAUUAACCUCGACACUGACGCCAAGAGUGAAAACGGUGCGGGAGGAGGCGCGGCCAUGCCGGUGAACCCGCGGACGGGCUCGCGGCUGAAGGCGGAGGUGCAGCGCGACAGCCCGGAGUCUCCCGCCUCGCCACGUUUCAUCCGUCAGAACCAUAACCAUCUCACUCGCGGAAACUCGUGCUCAGGCGGCAGCACAGUAUCUAGCGAGACAGUUGCGUGCGCGCCCGCACCGAGCGCGUCGGCAACUGCGUGCGUGCGCACACAGUGCGCGUCGGCAUGCGCGUGCGUGCGUACAACGUGCGCGUCGGCAUGCGCGUGCGUGCGUCCACCUUGCGCGUCGGGGUGUGCGUGUGUGCGUACGUGUUGCGCGAGCGCGUUGCGAGACGCGGCCGCGCGACACGAGUUGCGCGUCGCCGCCACCGACCGCCUCGAGCGGGCGAAUCUCGAGUGGAAACAGGUUGCCGUCGUCGCGGACCGCGCUCUGCUCGCAGUAUUUGUGCUGGUGACUACAAUAGCGACAGCAGCUAUUCUGCUGCCGCAACUCAACAACCUGCACGUGGGAAACACGCCCUUAAAACCACCCUCGUAAGUUCUAUAUUACCUUCGCGGGAAACGGAGCUCAACGAUAAAUUGAAACGUUAUUUCGUACGAAUACGGGUAACAAGUAGAUGUAAAACAAAAGACGAGUGUUCCACUUAUGUUGUUAUGUUUUUUUUAUUUUCGAUGCAUAUUUCGUAAUAAUGAAAUCUUGUGAUUAUUGUAUAGUUACUUGAAUUUUAAAAUGAAUAAUGGGAAUAUGUU